Messenger RNA from Salvia splendens (bonfire salvia), 1353 nucleotides. Its product is annotated as U-box domain-containing protein 54. The coding region runs from base 298 to 1092 and encodes 264 amino acids. The transcript is spliced from 3 exons. The record is from RefSeq and is a predicted model, not a curated record. NCBI's taxonomy places the organism in Eukaryota, Viridiplantae, Streptophyta, Magnoliopsida, Lamiales, Lamiaceae.
AAGUAAACUUAAAUUAUGUGUCUUAUCUUACUUUCUUUACUAUUAGUAUCUAGUAGGUGAAUCUCAAGUUCUACUAAUACCCAACCCACAAUGAGUGAAGUUUGGAUUUGAGACAAAAUCAACUUUUUCACCCUCAAUAACAAAAGUGUUUGUUUGUUUAUUUAUACAAUUAUUGAUCAGAUCAUUGAUGUAGUUGGGUAAAGUCAAAGAAGGAAUACAUCCUUUGUGACAUCCUAGAUAUCUCCACCCUGCCCACAUUGUUAUUUCCGGCCAACAAGUGCAGUUUGUCCGUGUCGAAUGGCGUCCGGCUCCAUCAGCGAGAUCGAAGAAGAGGCUGACGUUAGCGAGUAUGAGGUGGGGGAGGAGAGGAAGUGGUCGUUGGAGUCGGAGAGGGAGAAUGUAGUGUAUGUUGCGGUGUGGAAGGAGAUUGACGAGAGGUUGAGCAUGGACGCCUUGCUGUGGACGCUCAACAAUGCUGUGAUUGAUCCCUCUUCCGCUCUCGUCUUCCUCGUCCACGCCUUCCCUCAGACCAGCUUCAUCCCUUCGCCAUGUAACUCAUCUCUCUCUCUCUCUCUCUCUCGCUCUCCCUCUGAUGAGUUUCUUGAAAUGGCAGUGGGGAAGUUGCAUAUCGAUCAAGUGAACCCGGAGCAGAAGGAGAUGUUUUUGUCCCAAGAAAGUGGCAAGAGGAGAGAUCUUCUGCAAAAGUUUGUCAAUCUCUGCUCUGCUUCUCAGGUUAAAGUGGAGACCAUACUUGUUGAAAGUGAUAUGGAGGGUAAAGCCAUACUUGAUCUCAUUCCUAUUCUCAAUAUCACAAAGCUCAUUCUUGGUGCCAGUAAGGCUACUGUAAGACGGAUGAAGUCCAGUAAAGGGAAUGGAGCAGUUGAUCAGAUAGUGCACAAGGCACCUGGAUUCUGUGAGGUUAAGAUUAUAUGUGAAGGGAAGGAAGUUUCCGACCUGUCGAUGACAGAGUCCCCGUCUCCUUCUCCUUCUCCUUCCCCCUCUCCCAGGCCAACUCAUUCAACACCCACCUUUGCUCAAAACAAACAACAAACAGCGAAUGACUCAGCUGCUUGCGGUUGUUUUAAAAUCUGAGUCCUGUUAAUCCAAGUGCAGAUUUGGCCCGAAACAGUUGGGAGAGAGAGUGUGUCAAACUAAAUAUAGACUUCAUGAAUGAUGUUUGAGACAAUCAUAGUUGCUUCUUGUCAUUUACUACUAGAAUCUAAAAAAUGUAAACAGUUCAUUUGUCAUCAUGUAACAAGUUUGUCAAUGGAUUGUGUAUUUUGUUGAACUUUUUGUAGUCCAACUUUUUUGCAAAGCCUUUCCUUCUAGUAAGAAUGAGGAAACAUACUUUUA